Molecule: messenger RNA, 737 nt
Organism: Neoarius graeffei (lesser salmon catfish)
Lineage: Eukaryota; Metazoa; Chordata; Actinopteri; Siluriformes; Ariidae
Product: E3 ubiquitin/ISG15 ligase TRIM25-like
Exons: 1
Coding region: 77-715 (212 amino acids)
Molecular function (GO): zinc ion binding
Source: RefSeq, a predicted model, not a curated record
AUGAGGAAGUAACUCAUCAUUUCGGAGAAAACAAACUGAUCUCUCUCUCUCUCUUUCUCGGUGUGAUUUCAGGAAAAUGGCUGAGGCCAGUAUUUCAGUAGAUCAGCUUUCUCAGGACCAGUUCAUGUGUCCAGUGUGUCUGAAUGUCCUGAAGGAUCCGGUGACUAUCUCCUGUGGUCACAGUUUCUGUAAGGUGUGUAUUAAUGGCUGCUGGGAUCAGGAGGAUCAGAAGGGCGUCUACAGCUGUCCUCAGUGCAGAGACACUUUCACGACAAGGCCUGUUCUAUGCAGAAACAACAUGCUGGAUGAAGUGGUGGAGAAACUGAAGAAGACUGAAGUCCAAGCCGCUUCUCCUGCUCACUGUUACGCUGGACCUGGAGAUGUGGAGUGUGAUUUCUGCACCGGGAGAAAACACAAAGCCGUCAAGUCCUGUCUGAUGUGUUUGGCUUCAUUUUGUGAAACUCAUCUGAAAACUCACUAUGAAGUUUCUUCAUGGAAAAAACACACAUUAAUUGAAGCCUCAGCAAAACUCCAAGAGAAGAUCUGCUCUGAACAUAACAAGCUGAUUGAGAUCUACUGUCGUACUGAUCAAAUAUGUAUUUGCUCUUUGUGCAUGUUGGAGAAACAUAAAGACCAUGACGCUGUUUCAGUUGCAGCAGAAAGAGCUGAGAAACAGGUGAGAACUAGAAAUCUUUCCAGAAUUAAAUCAUCUUAAUUAUAGUUUCCCAUCUAGAAAC